UGGGGUAACGGGGCUCCCAAAAAACUGUCACACAUAACUUCCCCAGCUCAAACCACGUGUUAAAAUCGUUUGAGAAGUCCACAGCCAUCAAAUCACCUCCUGGGUAACUGUAGCCUUGAAUCAACCCCAGGCCUCUGGAUCACCAUUCCAGAUCAUCUCAGAACCCUGUGACCCGUCUCCCACCGCUUCACCCUGGACGACAGGGUCUGCGUCUGGGGAAAGGGGCUGUCCUGGAGGAGGAGGGCUCGGCAGUGGGGUGCUGCUCUCCAUCACACACUCUGAGUCUAAGACCAGUGGUGUGUCUGAGCGGGCCAGAGGGAACAAGCCCACAGAGGAGGGAGAGACCGAGAGGAGGAGGAGAGGACUUCAGAGCCAAAGACUCUGGGGUAAUAAUGAUAAGUCUUAUGUAACAAUGUGUUGUUUCUUUUGUCCCAAAGUCCAAGAUUUUUCAUUCAUUUUUCUCUGGCAGAUCUUUGCCAUGAGGUUUGAUGCCUCGAUCCACUGACCUGAGACACUGGACCUAAAUGGCGCAGCAUGACUUUGUCCCUGCCUGGCUAAACUUCGCCACGCCCCAGCCUGCCAAGGUGAGCUCCUGUGUGUGUGUACGUGCGGGCGUGCAGCCAGGGGCAGGCCGAUCGGGGGCAGACUGACUGCCAUCAGCACAGGGUUCAGGAAAGAUACUGUGUGUACUCAGGGGAAACAGACAGGAGAAACGCAAGUAAGUGGAAUUGAAUGAGUGAAUACUGUGUACCAGAGAUAUUUGUUCCUCAACGAGUGGCUAUCUUCCAGGCUCUGAUAGAAAUGUGUUUUCUUAGUGUGGUAAGUGAAAUCAGUAGAAAGGGAAAGAUAAAUGGGCAGGAGAGCUUGUUGUGGUGUGAUCUUGCUCUUGGAACUACUAGACACAGGGUUGAGAUUCAGCUCUGUAGCAAAUGAGAUCAGUGUUUCUAUACUCUCAGCAAGAGCUUGGAGUAGUCAGGGUGUAGCCUAUACCAGGUGACUUUCAGGGUGUACCAGACAAAUUACUUGUCUGUGGUGUGGACAGACCUCAACCUUGGUCAGUGGCAGUCCAGUAAGAUCAAUCUGAUAUUGGUGACUAAUGGACUACACAAAGUUAUUACAUAAACACCAAACCUAAGCUGCAUAAUGUCUACAUUACUGUAUAUUACAUAGAUAUGUGUAUUAUGUUUCUGUGUGAUAUUCUUCUGCUAAUGAAAUCAGAUAAAAUGUGAAGAGUUUGGUGUGGGAGAAGGAUUCCUGUUUCCCACUCCUGAAAGUGUGUGUGUGUGUGGAGAUACUAGAGGACUAGGGGUAUUAUCUGGGAGCAGAUGAUUUCACUUCACUUACUUUUUUUGUGUCCAGUCCCCUGCAGCCAGCCUCGAGAAGCAUGGCAACCCCCAUCACCACCGGGACAGCCGUGCUGCUGUGAGCCGCCGCCGACACAACUCCUCCGAUGGCUUCUUCAACAACGGGCCCCUACACGCCCCCGCAGGUAACCCCGAUGAUCCUAACCCCCUGCACACCCCCAAAAAGUAUGUUGACAGCUCGCUUGAAAGAGCAGUGUUUGUUUUGUGUUCCAUGGUAUUAAACUGUCUAUGUUCCUGUCUGUGUCUGUAGGUGAUGGGGGGCAGCAGCCUUCUCUCCUAAGGCAUGACUCUGUGGACUCUGGGGUGGCAAAGGGGGGGCAUGGUGGCCUGGCGGGGGUGCCCUGCUGGAAGGAGGCUCCUCCCACCUGGCACGGGGCACCACGGGGGGCGCAGGACGGACACCACCACCCGGGGCGCCACCCCAAACGCACCGGGCCCGGAGGAGGAGACAGGGACAGGCAGGGGGGGCACCGGCAGCGCAACGGCAACUUCCAUCCCCGCAAGGGCACCCCCGGGACCCCCUACCAGGACAAGUUCCCCAACGAGGAACGCAGCAGGGAUGACAAGCUGAAGUUUGUGGAAGAGGACUUUGUGAGUAAUAAUCUCAUUCUCGAACCCCUCUGGACAGCUUCUUUACGCAUUUUAAGCAAAGUUAGCAAAGACAUUUAAAGAGCUACAUGUAGAAUUUUUGCAUUGUAAUUUCAGAAAAAGUCCAUAAUAUAUCUGCAGUAAUAGUUGAAUGAUAGUGUUUCACAAUAUUUUCACAAUAAAAUCAUAUUAUGAUAAUGCAGCCUUCCUAUUUGACAAGAAAAGACGGUCUUCUGUUGUCAAAUGGGAAAACUGCACCCUCCCUCUCUUCCAUCAGUGUCACUCAGAGGCGUGGUCAUCUCCUCAUGAGCAGAAUCAACAAUGGCAGUAGAAACCGCUCUGACAUUACGUGGUUGCUAAAAUAAAAAAUGUUGUGCUUCAUUUCAAUUUAUGUGCAAAGCAAGCAAUGUAUAGUGUAGGGCAGGGGUGUUCAACCGAGAAAAUAAAUAUAUAUAUAUAUACAGUGGGGGAAAAAAUUAUUUAGUCAGCCACCAAUUGUGCAAGUUCUCCCACUUAAAAAGAUGAGAGAGGCCUGUAAUUUUCAUCAUAGGUACAAGUCAACUAUGACAGACAAAUUGAGAAAAGAAAAUCAAGAAAAUCACAUUGUAGGAUUUUUAAUGAAUUUAUUUGCAAAUUAUGGUGGAAAAUAUGUAUUUGGUCACCUACAAACAAGCAAGAUUUCUGGCUCUCACAGACCUGUAACUUCUUUAAGAGGCUCCUCUGUCCUCCACUCGUUACCUGUAUUAAUGGCACCUGUUUGAAGUUGUUAUCAGUAUAAAAGACACCUGUCCACAACCUCAAACAGUCACACUCUAAACUCCACUAUGGCCAAGACCAAAGAGCUGUCAAAGGACACCAGAAACAAAAUUGUAGACCUGCACCAGGCUGGGAAGACUGAAUCUGCAAUAGGUAAGCAGCUUGGUUUGAAGAAAUCAACUGUGGGAGCAAUUAUUAGGAAAUGGAAGACAUACAAGACCACUGAUAAUCUCCCUCGAUCUGGGGCUCCACGCAAGAUCUCACCCCGUGGGGUCAAAAUGAUCACAAGAACGGUGAGCAAAAAUCCCAGAACCACACGGGGGGACCUAGUGAAUGACCUGCAGAGAGCUGGGACCAAAGUAACAAAGCCUACCAUCAGUAACACACUACGCCGCCAGGGACUCAAAUCCUGCAGUGCCAGACGUGUCCCCCUGCUUAAGCCAGUACAUGUCCAGGCCCGUCUGAAGUUUGCUAGAGUGGAUUUGGAUGAUCCAGAAGAGGAUUGGGAGAAUGUCAUAUGGUCAGAUGAAACCAAAAUAGAACUUUUUGGUAAAAACUCAACUCGUCGUGUUUGGAGGACAAAGAAUGCUGAGUUGCAUCCAAAGAACACCAUACCUACUGUGAAGCAUGGGGGUGGAAACAUCAUGGUUUGGGGCUGUUUUUCUGCAAAGGGACCAGGACGACUGAUCCGUGUAAAGGAAAGAAUGAAUGGGGCCAUGUAUCGUGAGAUUUUGAGUGAAAACCUCCUUCCAUCAGCAAGGGCAUUGAAGAUGAAACGUGGCUGGGUCUUUCAGCAUGACAAUGAUCCCAAACACACCGCCCGGGCAACGAAGGAGUGGCUUCGUAAGAAGCAUUUCAAGGUCCUGGAGUGGCCUAGCCAGUCUCUAGAUCUCAACCCCAUAGAAAAUCUUUGGAGGGAGUUGAAAGUCUGUGUUGCCCAGCGACAGCCCCAAAGCAACAGUGUGUGAAAACCUUGUGAAGACUUACAGAAAACGUUUGACCUGUGUCAUUGCCAACAAAGGGUAUAUAACAAAGUAUUGAGAAACUUUUGUUAUUGACCAAAUACUUAUUUUCCACCAUAAUCUGCAAAUAAAUUCAUUAAAAAUCCUACAAUGUGAUUUUCUGGGUUUUUUUUCCUCAUUUUGUCUGUCAUAGUUGACGUGUACCUAUGAUGAAAAUUACAGGCCUCUCUCAUCUUUUUAAGUGGGAGAACUUGCACAAUUGGUGGCUGACUAAAUACUUUUUUCCCCCACUGUAUAUAUACACUACUGUUCAAAAGUUUGAGGUCACUUAGAAAUUUCCUUGUUUUCGAAAGAAAAGCAAUUUUUUUGUCCUUUAAAAUAACAUCAAAUUGAUCAGAAAUACAGUGUAGACAUUGUUAAUGUUGUAAAUGGCUAUUGUAGCUUGAAACGGCUGAUUUUUAAUGGAAUAUCUACAUAGGCCCAUUAUCAGCAACCAUCAGUCCUGUGUUCCAAUAGCACGUUGUGUUUGCUAAUCCAAUUUUAUCAUUUUAAAAGGCUAAUUGAUCAUUAGAAAACCAUUUUGCAAUUAUGUUAGCACAGCUGAAAACUGUUGUGCUGAUUAAAGAAGCAAUAAAACUGGCCUUCUUGAGACUAGUUGAGUAUCUGGAGCCUCAGCAAUUGUGGGUUCGAUUACAGGAUCAAAAUGGCCAGAAACAAAUAACUUUCUUCUGAAACUCGUCAGUCUAUUCUUGUUCUGAGAAAUGAAGGCUAUUCCAUGCGAGAAAUUACCAAGAAACUGAAGAUCUCGUACAACGCUGUGUACUACUCCCUUCACAGAACAGCGCAAACAGGCUCUAACCAGAAUAGAAAGAGGAAUGGGAGGCCCCGGUGCACAACUGAGCAAGAGGACAAAUACAUUGGAGUGUCUAGUUUGGGAAACAGGCGCCUAACAGGUCCUCAACUGGCAGCUUCAUUAAAUAGUACCUGCAAAACACCAGUCGCAACGUCAACAGUGAAGAGGCGACUGGGAUGCUGACCUUCUAGGCAGAGUUGCAAAGAAAAAGCCAUAUCUCAGACUGCCCAUCUUAAUCUUUUAUUUUUAUUGGCCAGUCUGAGAUAUGUCUUUUUCUUUGUAUCUAAAUCUCUGUGAAAAAUAUUUUCAAUAACCAAAAAUAUCGUAUUUUCAGCUGUUUGAAGCUGGUGUGCAAAACCGAAAGUAAAAAGACGCGCAAGUGAAACUUAAGGAGGGGGCAGGGAAGGGAAUUGGGAAUAAAGCCAGGAGUGGAAAGAGUUGUUUGAAUUCAGGCUAAGUGUUGUUGCAAUUCACCUAGUUUCCAAGAAGGGGCUGCAUUUCACAUGUUACCCCUUUAAGGGCUUGAGUUAUUGUGUGUGCCGUAUGUCACAUCAGUCUAAUCAAAUGUUAUUUGUCACACGCUUCGUAAACAACAGGUGUAGGCUAACAGUGAUAUGCUCACUUACGGGUCCUUUUCCAACAAUGCAGAGUUAAAGAUCAAAUAAAAAUAGAAAGACUGACACCACGAGGAAUAAAUACACAGUGAAUAACAAGUAACGAGUAAAAAUAACAUAGCUAUAUAGAGGGAGUACCAGUACCGAGUAGAUGUGCAGAGGUACGAGGUAAUUGCGGUAGCUAUGUACAUAUAGGUAGGGGUAAAGUGACUAGGCAACAGGAUAGAUCAUAGACUGAGAUGUAGCAGAAGCGUAUGUGGAGCAGUACAGUGCAUUCGGAAAGUAUUCAGACCCAUUGACUUUUUCCACAUUUUUUAUCUUUAAUUAAUUUGCAAACAUUUCUAAAAACCUGUUUUCGCUUAGUCAUUAUGGGGUAUUGUGUGUAGAUUGAUGAGGGAAAAAAUUGAUUUAAUCUAAUUGAAUAAGGAUGUAACGUAACAAAAUGUGGAAAAAGUCAAGGGGUCUGAAUACUUUCCGAAUGCACCGUAGCAGCAGCAUCCAGUGCCUUCAGAAAGUAUUCACACCCCUUAACUUUUUCCACAUUUUGUUGUUACAGCCUGAAUUUAAAAUAGAUUCAAUUGAGAUUUUGUGUCACUGGCUUACACACAAUACCCCAUAAUGUCAAAGUGCAAUUAUGUUUUUACAAAUUAAUUAAAAAUGAAAGGCUGAAAUGUCUUGAGUCAGUAAGUAUUCAACCCAUUUGUUAUGACAAGCCUAAAUAAGUUCAGGAGUAAAUAUGUGCUUAACAAGUCACAUAAUAAGUUGCCUGGACUCACUCUGUGUACAAUUAUGGUGUUUAACAUGAUUUUUGAAUGACUACCUCAUCUCUGUACCCCACACAUACAAUUAUCUUUAAGGUCCCUCAGUCGAGCAGUGAAUUUCAAACAGACUCAACCACAAAGACCAGGGAGGUUUUCCAAUGUUUCGCAAAGAAGGGCACCUAUUGGUAAAUGGGUAAAAAAAGCAGAAAAAAAAGCAGACAUUGAAUAACCCUUUGAGCAAUUACACUUUGGAUGAUGUAUCAAUACACCUAGUCACUACAAAGAUACAGGCGUCCUUUCUUACUCAGAAAAGGCCAAUGGUUACUUUAAAACAGUUAGAGAGUUUAAUGGCUGUGAUAGGAGAAAACUGUGGAUGGAUCAACAACAUUGUAGUUACUCCACAAUACUAACCUAAAUGACAGUGAAAAGAAGGACGCUUGUACAGAAUAAAAAUAUUCCAAAACAUCCAUCCUGUUUGCAAUAAGGUACUAAAGUAAAAAUGUGGCAAAGAAAUUAACUUCAUGUCCUGAAUAUAAAGUGUUUAUGUUUGGGACAAAUCCAACAGAUCACUUAAUACCACUUCAUAUUUUCAAGCAUGGUGCUGGCUGCAUCAUGUUAUGGGUAUGCUUGUCAUCGGCAAGGACAAGGGAGUUCUUUAGGAUAAAAAGAAACGGAAUAGAGCUAAGCACAGGCAAAAUCCUAGAGGAAAACCUGGUUGUCUGCUUUCCAACAGACACUGGGAGUCAAAUUCACCUUUCAGCAGGACAAUAACCUAAAACACAAGGCACAAGGUCUUGCUUAGCAAGACGACAUUGAAUGUUCUUGAGUGGACUAGUUACAGUUUUGACUUAAAUCGGCUUGAAAAUCUAUGGCAAGACUUGAAAAUGGCUGUCUAGCAAUGAUCAACAACCAACUUGACAGAGCUUGAAUAAUUUUUAAAAGAAUAAUGUGCAAAUAUUGUACAAUCCAGGUGUGCAAAGCUCUUAGAGACUUACCCAGAAAGACUCACAGCUGUAAUCGCUGCCAAAGGUAAUUCUAACAUGUAUUGACUCGGGUGUGAAUACUUAAGUAAAUGAGAUAUUUCUGUAUUUCAUUUUCAAUAAAUGUGCUAAAAUUUCUACCAACUUGUUUUCACUUUGUCAUUAUGGGGUAUUGUGUGUAUGUAGAUGGGUGACAAAAAAAUUGAAUGAAUUCAGGCUGUAAAACAAAAGAAUGUGGAAUAAGUCAAGAGGUAUGAAUAUUUUCUGAAGGCACUGUAUAUUUGGUUAGUGUGAAAGUGUGUGUGUGGUGUCAGUAUGCAUGUGUGUGUAUGUGUGAGUGUGUGGGUAGAGUCCAGUGUGUGUGCAUAGAAGUCGGUACAAGAUAAUUAGUUUAAAAAAGGGUCAAUGGGCAUAGUGGCAUUAAAAUGUCUGGAUUGGUACAGGUAAACAUAAAACAUAAUGGCAAAUAUACAGUAUAUACAAACUUUAAUAUAAUGAAUAAUAACAAAUAAUGUAAAUGUUUUUUCUACCAGCCCUUCCUUAACCCUGAAACAACUGGAAAGUCUGGGAACCAGAUGAGGCCAGUGGCUCCUCACGCUGGAGUAUGGGGUAAUCACUAAUUUAUUGAUUUCGCCAUUAGAAAGUUGACAUCAGUAACAUCUUCACAAAGUUCAGACCACUCCCUUGUCUCCAUGUCGUUACCCUCCUCUAACAAGUUGUUGGGUCCCUUAUCUCCAGAGAACCCUCCUAGUGGCAAGCAGAUGGUGUCUAAGAUGCUGGUGAUCAAGAAAGUGUCCAAGGAGGACACAGGAUGCACUGCGUUCUCUGCCAGCUUCGCCAGCUCCGGAACCCCGCCCAUCAACAGCAGCAAAGCCCUGCCCACCAUUGCCAGCUCCACCCACUCUGUCUACAAGAACCUGGUGCCCAAGCCUGCCCUGGUGACCACCAAGCCCCACCAGUGGAAGCCGAGUGGGAGAGACUCCACCAAGCCUGGCCUCCACCUGUCAGGACGAGACUCUGUCUUCACCAGUCCUGUGUCUGCAGCCAAACCCUAUGCCUCUGCCACCGCCACCCAGCUACAAAGCCACAACACCCCCAAAGAGGUGAGGGCAGCGCUGCUGACACCUAACACACGUCAAAGGGUUCACAGAGUGCAUUCGGAAAGUAUUCAGAAAAUUUCACUUUUCCACAUUUUGUUACGUUACAGCCUUAUUCUAAAAUUGAUUAAAUUGUUUUUUCCCCUCAUCAAUCUACACACAAUACCCCAUAAUGACAAAGCAAAAACAGGUUUUUAGAAUGUUUAGCAAAUGUAUUAAAAAUGUCCACUCAAGGACAUUGAGACUUGUCUUGGCUGUGUGCUUAGGGUCGUUGUCCUGUUGGAAGGUGAACCUUCGCCCCAGUCUGAGGUCCUGAGCGCUCUGGAGCAGGUUUUCAUCAAGGAUCUCUCUGUACUUUGCGCCGUUCAUCUUUCCCUCGAUCCUGACUAGUCUCCCAGUCCCUGCUGCUGAAAACCAUCCCCACACCUUGAUGCUGCCACCACCAUGCUUCACCGUAGGGAUGGUACCAGGUUUCCUCCCGAUGUGACGCUUGGCAUUCAGGCCAAAGAGUUCAAUCUUGGUUUCAUCAGACCAGAGAAUCUUGUUUCACUUGGUCUGAGAGUCCUUUAGGUGCUUUUUGGCAAACUCCAAGCGGGCUGUAAUGUGCCUUUUACUGAGGAGUGGCUUCCGUCUGGCCACUCUACAUUUACAUUUAAAUUUUUGUCAUUUAGCAGACACUCUUAUCCAGAGUGACUUACAGUAGUGAGUUCAUACAUUUUCAUACUUUUUUCGUACCGGUCCCCCGUGGGAAUCAAACCCACAACCCUGGCAUUGCAAGCGCCAUGCUCUACCAACUGAGCCACACGGAAUCUCUACCAUAAAGGCCUUAUUGAUGGAGUGCUGCAGAGAUGGUUGUCCUUCUGGAAGGUUCUCCCAUCUCCACAGAGGAACUAUAGAGCUCUGUCAGAGUUAUCAUCGGGUUCUUGGUCACCUCCCUGACCAAGGCCCUUCUCCCCCGAUUGCUCCGUUUGGCCGGGCGGCCAGCUCUAGGAAGAGUCUUGGUGGUUCCAAACUUCUUCCAUUUAAGAAUGGAAGCUACUGUGUUCUUGGGAACCUUCAAUGCUGCAGAAAUGUUUUGGCACCCUUCCCCAGAUCUGUGCCUCAACACAAUCCUGUGUCGGAACUUCAUGGACAAUUCCUUCGACCUCAUGGCUUGGUUUUUGCUCUGACAUGCACUGUCAACUGUGGGUCCUUAUAUAGACAAGUGUGUGCCUUUCCAAAUAAUUUCCAAUCAAUUGAAUUUACCACAGGUGGACUCCAUUCAAGUUGUAGAAUCAUCUUAAGGGAUGAGCAAUGGAAACAGGAUGCACCUGAGCUCAAUUUCGAGCAUUCUCUUCUCUCUCUCUCUCUACCUCUGUGUUUUCUAGCAGCAUCCCUCCAGUACGACUCCUCCCAUAGACAUUGGCCCAUCGUCGCGGCUGAAGCUGAUGCGGCGCGGACCAGACCGGAAGAGUGACAUCCUGCGGACGCUGAAGGACGAGUGCACCGGAAACCUGACCUCCAGCAGCAGCAGCUCUGGGACUCCUGUACAGGUACAUAACACCCCUAGAAAAUGUCCAAAACAUCCAAAAUCUUAAAUUUAAACCAAUUGAAAGUAAAUUCACGGGCUGACUGAGGAAAAUGAAUUAGAGGCUCGGAACGUUACAUGGUUCAGUUCAUUUGUAAGCAGAAGUGUCCUGUUUUAUUAAGGUGUCUUUUCUUUGGUGUGAAUGACUCCUCAGGGCGAGAGCAGCACCCCAGAGCCCAAAGCCUACAGCCAGGGAUUCUGCCAUGAGAAUGGCCUGUCUCACUCCCACUCUCUCAGCAAUUCAGACACUGAUCACCUGUCCAGCUCCCUGGAGGCAGAACACAGGUAGGACUGACACACACACACACACACACACACACACACACACACACCAUUAGUCUACUAAGCAGUGUUUGCUGUUUCCUUGCAGGUUACUGAAGGCCAUGGGCUGGCAGGAAUACCCAGAAAAUGAUGACAGCUUCCUGCCCCUGACAGAGGAUGAGCUCAGAGAGUUCCAGACUAAAACUGAACAGGUACGAGUUUGACACACUUACAAUAUCUUCAAUAUGUUAUGUGCAUCUUCAAUAACAGACUGUUAUAAACUUCAUAGGAAGUGGCAUGUGGUUGAAUAGAAUGAAAACAGGGUGUUUAGGUAACCCAAGCUCCGUUUAUACCUGGUGCUAACAUGCAUCCUUUGUCCUGAUUUUGUCCACAUUCUGAUUGUGCCAACAUUUUUAGAUGGGUGUAGAGUAGCCAAUCAAAAGACAUCGUGAACUGAUUGUAAUCAGAUCUUUCUGACUACCCUCCGGAGGUAGUCAGGCACGCAAAAUAUCUGGAUAUCUUACAAGUGUAAAAAGAUCUGGAUGGUGAAACCAUUUGAUUCAUCAUUAUAGUGCCCAGUAAAAUGAUUAACAAGAUAAACUCAAGGCAUCAAUAAUUGUCUAAGCAUGAUAUAUAAAUUAUUACUUUGAAACAAUCUCUCAAAUACUUUUUAUACAUGGAGUGACCAGGAAAUCUGGUCACAAUGCGGACACAGUGGACCAAUAAGACACAUUUUAAUACCAUGUGUAAACGUGACAGAACUUGAUCAGAUAGUGAAAACCACAUGUUAGCGCAAGGUGUAAAAAAGGCUCCUGUGUAUGUGUUGUAGCCAACACUCCCAUGCUGUAUGGAAGAGUUGUCUAAAGCACAUAGGAUGGGACCAGGCUAGUGUCUAGGUUCUUGUUUUGACUCGGGUGGUUCUUGGUCUUCUCAGAUGAAGAGGAACGGGGUCCUCCCCCGGGGUGCACGAGGUGUCACCCUCCACUUCACCACCUGGAGGUGUGUGGCCGAGGCCCACCUAGAAGAGGACGAGGGCUCAGAGUCUGAAACCAGCAGCAGCAGCCAGACCUCAGACGAUGAUGACGUUGGCGACUGCAUCAAAACCUGACGAAGUGGCUUUACGAAACAAACCCAACACACACACCCCCCUCUCGUCUUUGUUUUCAGAACACCUGUUUCGACUUGAUCUUGCACAAGCUAAAACCAAUCACAUCCUAGUGGAGGGGAAAGUUUCUGCUUCGCCAUGCAGAUGUCUUUUUCCCUGCGUUGCCUCCUUCACUGCACCUCCUCCCCACUUCCCUUCUUCCUCGCUUUGUGGAACUGAGUGUUUGUCAAGAAAAGGGCAAUGCACAUCCGAUUCUGCUUUAAACAGACUAACUCAUCUCAGUGAUGCUGACGACAUUAAAGAUAUUAAUAAAAUUGGUUCCUGACAUGGUGAGAUGUUUCAAUACGGAUCCGGCCUUGCUUGAUGUUAUGUGUUCUGAUUGUUGUUUCAAUGAACAAGUUGUUGGAUUGUGUUAAUGGUCAAUCGCAUCACAUGGUUUCAGUCACCAUAGAUAUACCAACCCUUUCUUCAAUACAGUGUUAACCAUGCUGGGUGGUCUCGCUGCUUACAGUACACAAACCUACCAGGGGUCAAAUCUGACCCAAUGCCUGUGACACUCCUAUCUUUCCCAGUUUCUCUCCUGUCCCAUAAAUCAAAUAUGAAAAAUGGAACAAACCAUGCAGACUGCGAUUACCACUAAGACAGAUUAACGACUCUAUUCACUAUCGCAGAAGCGUUACAGAUUGCGCACUAGAAAUGUAAAGGUAAUUUCUGAUUGAGCUGUCAUUCAAC
This is a messenger RNA of Coregonus sp. 'balchen', 11640 nucleotides long. Lineage: Eukaryota; Metazoa; Chordata; Actinopteri; Salmoniformes; Salmonidae. The record is from the annotation of a GenBank genome assembly.